AAAAAAAAAAGUUAAAUGAAGGCUAAGAGUAAGGAACAUGGAGAAACAAAAGAAAAAAAUGACUUGAGUACCGAAAAACCUUAAAACUUGCAGGCCAGGAAACAUAAGCAACAUUGAAAGCAAUUUAAAAAACCAAACAAACUGGGACUAAGAGUUGUCUUAAAUCUGCCUGGCAAGCUGCUAGCAAAAUGACCUCAUAACUAAAGCAAUGCAGCUCCCCUUGGUGUACCUCGCCCACUGGCCAGAGUACUUCAUUGUUGCGGAGGCACCUGGUGGAGAGUUAAUGGGUUAUAUCAUGGGUAAAGCAGAAGGCUCAGUAGCUAGGGAAGAAUGGCACGGGCACGUCACUGCUCUCUCUGUCGCCCCAGAAUUUCGACGCCUUGGUUUGGCUGCUAAACUUAUGGAGUUAUUAGAGGAGAUUUCAGAAAGAAAGGGUGGAUUUUUCGUCGAUCUCUUUGUAAGAGUGUCUAACCAAGUUGCAGUCAACAUGUAUAAGCAACUGGGCUACAGCGUGUACAGGACGGUCAUAGAGUACUACUCAGCCAGCAACGGGGAGCCUGAUGAGGAUGCCUAUGAUAUGAGGAAAGCACUUUCCAGAGACACUGAGAAGAAAUCCAUCAUACCAUUACCUCAUCCUGUGAGGCCUGAAGACAUUGAAUAACCAUGGGCAGUGGUUCUUAGGCUGGUGCUCCAGAUAUUUUAUGGACAAUAUUAUUUUCAUUGGAUGAUCUUGGAGCUCUAUUAGGAGAAAAGUAAUCAUUUAGGUCUUACAGACUUAAAGAAAAUACAGGUUAUAAACUUUAGUCUCAUUGUUUCCAAUUAGCAAUAUCAUACCUACUAAAGCUGUUCACUGUAAUAAAAUUCAAUCAAAAAGGCAGCUAGGUCAGACGGAAACAUUCCACUAUUUGGGGUCAUAAUAUUCACUAUAUGCUAGGGAAAAAAUGUGCUCCAGUCUCCUCCUAAAUUCCGUGCCUGAGAACCACUGCUGCAUAUAUAUUUUUUAUUUUGUAUCGAACUGUUAAUUGAAGCUUUAAAAGCAUAUAUGAAAUGUAUAAAUCUAAGAUGUAUAAUAAAAUGCACUGUAGACUCUA
Molecule: messenger RNA, 1091 nt
Organism: Lontra canadensis (Northern American river otter)
Lineage: Eukaryota; Metazoa; Chordata; Mammalia; Carnivora; Mustelidae
Gene: NAA20
Product: N-alpha-acetyltransferase 20, NatB catalytic subunit
Exons: 5
Coding region: 209-661 (150 amino acids)
Biological process (GO): N-terminal peptidyl-methionine acetylation
Cellular component (GO): NatB complex
Molecular function (GO): protein-N-terminal amino-acid acetyltransferase activity
Source: RefSeq, a predicted model, not a curated record